AAUAAUUAUGAUAGUAACAAUAAAAAUUAGACACACUAUCUUUCCCUGCUACCAUGCAAAACUCACCCACCAUUUUUUCAGCCCCGCCGCCGCAGCAGCCGCAGCUCCCCCUUCCUCCUCCACCACACGUCGUCGGACAAAUCAACGUCCUCCCAGCACCGCCACCGCCAACUAUACCACAAUUCCCUGGCGCUCCCAGCUCCGUCUUCCAGAUCACCGUCCUCCCAGUACCGCCGCCACCGCCGUUCACCGUGGAUUCCAGCUCUGCCAACUUCUCCCCACUGGAAUUUCUCCUUGCCAUCAUCGCCAUUGUCACCAUCCCCGCCUUGAUCUACACCUUCAUCUUCGCCUUCAGGUGCUCGUCGUCUAGCCGCUCGGAACACGCCGCCGGUGAUUUUUCCGGCGACUCAUCUGUCCAAUCGGAGCUCUCUUCUCAGGACGACAUCGAAGCUGCUGCCUUUCCUGGCGGUGUUGUCGCCGAUGUGAAGUAUCGGAAGGAGUCGACGGAGAUUGGCGGCGAGUGUCCGGUGUGCCUGUCCAUAUUCACCGACGGGGAAGAAGUACGCCAGUUGAGCGCUUGCAAGCACGCGUUCCACGCAUCUUGUAUUGACAUGUGGCUCAGCAGCCACUCCAAUUGCCCGAUUUGCCGCGCCACCAUCCCCUCCGCUGUCUCCGCCCAAGAAAGCAAGCGUUCCAACUCGAAUUCGUCGGCUGAGAAUCAGAAUAGAGGCGGUGAUCUGCGGCGGCAGGGUCAUCGUGAUGCAAAUGUCAUGGUUUGAAACUUUAUCUUGUCUAAUUUCUUCCUCUUUUGUUUUUCUAUUCUAAUAUUGAGUUUUCUUUUUUCUUAGAUUCUUUUUUUCUUUUUUAAUUAUAUGUAUUGUAUAGAGUUCCAAAUACUAGAUUGAUAGUGAGAGAUGAACGAUGGUAGUGAGAUUCCUUUUGGAGUUUUUAAAUUAACAAAAAAAAUGGUCCUGAUUCC
Molecule: messenger RNA, 979 nt
Organism: Arachis stenosperma
Lineage: Eukaryota; Viridiplantae; Streptophyta; Magnoliopsida; Fabales; Fabaceae
Product: RING-H2 finger protein ATL33-like
Exons: 1
Coding region: 54-779 (241 amino acids)
Biological process (GO): protein ubiquitination
Source: RefSeq, a predicted model, not a curated record